Halteromyces radiatus is the source of this 352-nucleotide messenger RNA. RefSeq names its product Yos1-like protein. The record is from RefSeq and is a predicted model, not a curated record. Bases 19 to 273 code for a protein of 84 amino acids. Gene Ontology annotation, biological process: endoplasmic reticulum to Golgi vesicle-mediated transport. The transcript is spliced from 3 exons. Gene Ontology annotation, cellular component: Golgi membrane; endoplasmic reticulum membrane; COPII-coated ER to Golgi transport vesicle. NCBI's taxonomy places the organism in Eukaryota, Fungi, Mucoromycota, Mucoromycetes, Mucorales, Cunninghamellaceae.
ACACUUUUUAUAUUCGACAUGGCUCUUGGAUUAGGUCAAUUAUUUUAUGUACUUCUCUUUUUUAUCAAUGGUAUUGCUGUAUUGAGUGAAGAACGGUUCCUUGCUCGAAUUGGUUGGAGUGCACAGAUGGAACCAGCUGGUUUUGGUGGUGGUGAAUCUCAAUCUAUCAAAUACAAAAUCAUCAAUCUUAUAUCGGCAGUACGAACACUCAUGAGAAUUCCACUGAUUGGCAUCAAUAUAGUUGUUAUCAUUUAUGAAUUAAUAUUAGGUUAGAACAUACAUUUUAUCAUCAUCAUUAUUAUUAUUAUUCCCCCCAAUAUCCCACUCUCCAUCAAAAAUUCAAAAAAAAAAA